AUGCAGAAAUUGCAGGAGGAGGAGGAUUUCCCGUGCAGCACAGAGGAGCUGGAGCUCGUCUUUGAUGGGCUGGAUGCUGCGGGCACCGGGAGGUUAAGCACCAAGGAGUUCACUGCUGAGCUCGGACAGUUCCUGAGCUCCCAAAAAGCUGCCAGAGACCAUCGCCGGCGGAAAACGGCAUCCCGGAGGGUCCGCUUGGUCCUCCCCAGCCCAGCGUUGGAAGGGGUGGACAGUGAGGAGCAGAGACACUUUGCUGCCUUUAUGGAUCAGCUGGGCACGGAUAACAUCUCUUCAGAACAGGAGAUCUGGCAGCUCUGGGUGAAGCUCCGGCAAGAUGAACCCCAGCUCCUGGGCAACCUGGAGGACUUUCUGGCCAAGAUGAGGCAUCGCAUCCAAGAAGCCAGGAGCAAGAAGGCAGCUUUGGAGGUGACCCUGAACAAGCGUGUGGCUGAGCAUGACAAGGAGGUGCAGCAGCUCUGCGAGGCCCUGGAGCAGCAGAUCCAGCAGGAACAGCAGCGGCUGCAGCAGGAGAGCAUGGCCCGGAGCCACCAGCACGACGUGGAGCUGCAGCAAGCACUGGAUGCCAGUGAGAAGGAGGUGCAACGCUUGGUCAUGGCACAGAUGGAGCUGGAGACGCGGUGCCGCAGCCUCCGCAGCACGCAGCAAGCCACCAGCACCGAAAACAGGCAGUUGCAGGAGAGCAACCGGGUGCUGGAGGACCACCUGCAGCACCUCCACCAGCAGCUCCAGCAGACCCAAGGGCGCCUGCGAACCAUGAGGGCCACAGUGGCUUGGGAGCACAUGGAGGAGCCCCGGCACAGAGCGGUGGCAGAGCUGCCCGGCCAGAUGCCCCUGUCCCCACAGACGAGCCCGGAGAAGAGCGAGAAGCACCGCUCCGAGAUUCGGAUCAGGCUGGGGUCCCGGAGCACCGAGCCCAAAACCAAGAGCACCCACCAAGU
This is a messenger RNA of Tauraco erythrolophus (red-crested turaco), 959 nucleotides long. Lineage: Eukaryota; Metazoa; Chordata; Aves; Musophagiformes; Musophagidae. The record is from RefSeq and is a predicted model, not a curated record.